Messenger RNA from Phodopus roborovskii (desert hamster), 5165 nucleotides. RefSeq names its product Rho GTPase activating protein 29 (gene Arhgap29). Lineage: Eukaryota; Metazoa; Chordata; Mammalia; Rodentia; Cricetidae. Gene Ontology annotation, cellular component: cytoplasm. Bases 162 to 3995 code for a protein of 1277 amino acids. The transcript has 23 exons. The record is from RefSeq and is a predicted model, not a curated record. Gene Ontology annotation, biological process: signal transduction; activation of GTPase activity. Gene Ontology annotation, molecular function: GTPase activator activity.
UGGCUGCAGUGCUGCCUUAGCCCGGCAUGGGGGAUGGAGGCAGCAAGUUUCAGCUCUAAGCGGCCACCGCCGCAAGGCCGUGAGAGGAGUUCUGGAGUCGGCACGGGGGAUACAGGAUGGAGCCCCGGGGAUUUCAGUUUUUCUGACUGUUAAAUGAGAGGAUGAUUGCUCACAAACAGAAAAAGGCAAAGAAAAAACGUGUUUGGGCAUCAGGCCAACUCUCUGCUGCUAUUACACCUUCUGAAAUGGGGCUCAAGUCUGUAAGUUCCAACUCCGUUUUUGAUCCGGAAUACAUCAAGGAGCUGGUGAAUGAUAUCAGGAAGUUCUCCCAUAUGCUACUAUAUUUGAAAGAAGCUAUCCUUUCAGACUGUUUUAAAGAAGCCAUUCAUAUACGUCUGGAUGAACUUCUCCGUGUUUUAAAAUCUAUAAUGAAUAAGCAUCAGAACCUCAAUUCUGUAGAUCUUCACAAUGCUGCAGAAACGCUUGCUGCAAAAGUGAAAGCUGUGAACUUUACAGAAGUUAAUGAAGAAAACAAAAACUGUCUAUUUCAAGAAGUAUUUUCCUCCAUUGAAACUUUGGCAUUUACCUUUGGAAAUAUCCUCACAAACUUCCUCAUGGGAGAUGUGGGCAAUGAUUCAGUACUGCGACUGCCUGUUUCUCGAGGAAGUAAGUCUUUUGAAAACAUUUCUGUGGACUCAGUGGACAUACCCAAUGAAAAAGGAAAUUUCUCCCCUAUAGAACUAGACAACUUGCUGUUAAAGAACACUGAUUCUAUAGAAUUGGCUUUGUCAUAUGCUAAAACAUGGUCAAAAUAUACCAAGAACAUAGUGUCCUGGGUUGAAAAAAAGCUCAACUUGGAAUUGGAGUCCACUAGAAAUAUUGUAAAAUUGGCAGAGGCAACUAGAUCUAGCAUUGGAAUACAAGAGUUUAUGCCACUGCAGUCUCUAUUUACCAACGCUCUUCUCAAUGACAUACACAGCAGCAACCUUUUACAACAGACAAUUGCAGCUCUCCAAGCCAACAAAUUUGUACAGCCUCUACUUGGGAGAAAGAAUGAGAUGGAAAAGCAAAGGAAAGAAAUAAAAGAACUUUGGAAGCAGCAACAGAAUAAACUGCUUGAAACAGAGACAGCUCUCAAAAAGGCGAAAUUGCUAUGUAUUCAGCGGCAAGAUGAAUAUGAAAAGGCAAAGUCUUCCAUGUUUCGUGCAGAAGAGGAGCAGCUAAGUUCAAGUGCUGGACUAGCAAAAAAUCUCAACAAGCAACUAGAAAAAAAGCGAAGGCUGGAAGAAGAGGCUCUUCAAAAGGUAGAAGAAGCAAACGAGCACUACAAAAUUUGUGUAACAAAUGUUGAAGAACGGCGGAAUGAUCUAGAAAAUACCAAGAGAGAAAUAUUAACACAACUUCGGACACUUGUUUUCCAGUGUGAUCUUACCCUUAAAGCUGUAACAGUUAACCUCUUCCAUAUGCAGCAACUACAGGCUGCAUCCCUUGCCAACAGCUUACAGUCUCUCUGUGACAGUGCCAAACUCUAUGAUCCAGGUCAAGAAUAUAGUGAGUUUGUGAAGGCUACAAGUUCGAGUGAAUUAGAAGAAAAGGUUGAUGGGAAUGUAAAUAAAAAAAUAACCAGUAGUCCUCAGACACCUGGAUAUGGGCCUGCUGACUCCUUAGAGGAUGUCGCCCGCCUUCCUGACAGUUGCAGUAAACUUGAAGAGGACCGGUGCUCCAACAGUGCAGACAUGACAGGUCCUUCUUUCGUGAGGUCGUGGAAGUUCGGGAUGUUUAGUGACUCUGAGAGUACUGGAGGAAGCAGUGAAUCGAGAUCUCUGGAUUCAGAAUCUAUAAGUCCAGGAGACUUUCAUCGGAAACUUCCACGAACUCCAUCCAGUGGAACCAUGUCUUCUGCUGAUGAUCUAGAUGAACGAGAGCCACCAUCCCCUUCAGAAGCUGGACCCAAUUCCCUUGGAGCAUUUAAGAAGACGUUGAUGUCAAAGGCAGCUCUCACUCACAAGUUUCGCAAGUUGAGAUCCCCCACAAAAUGUAGGGAUUGUGACGGCAUUGUAAUGUUCCCAGGCGUUGAAUGUGAAGAGUGUCUUCUUGUUUGUCAUCGAAAGUGUUUGGAGAAUUUAGUCAUUAUUUGUGGUCAUCAAAAACUUCAGGGGAAAAUGCACAUAUUUGGAGCAGAAUUUAUACAAGUGGCAAAAAAAGAACCAGAUGGCAUCCCUUUUGUACUAAAAAUAUGUGCCUCGGAGAUUGAAAAUAGAGCCUUGUGUCUUCAGGGAAUUUACCGUGUUUGUGGAAACAAAAUAAAAACUGAAAAACUGUGCCAAGCUUUGGAAAAUGGAAUGCACUUAGUAGACAUUUCAGAAUUCAGUUCACAUGACAUCUGUGAUGUCUUGAAAUUAUACCUACGACAGCUUCCAGAACCAUUUAUCUUAUUCAGAUUAUACAAGGAAUUUAUAGACCUUGCAAAAGAGAUACAACAUGUAAAUGAAGAGCAAGAAGCAAAAAAGGAUAGCCCUGAAGACAGAAAACACCCACAUGUGUGCAUAGAAAUCAACCGAAUCCUGCUGAGGAGCAAAGACCUACUGAGACAGUUGCCAGCGUCAAAUUUUAACAGUCUUCAUUACCUCAUAGUACAUCUGAAGCGGGUGGUAGACCAUGCAGAAGAAAACAAGAUGAACUCUAAGAACUUGGGGGUCAUAUUUGGACCGAGUCUCAUUAGGCCAAGGCCCACAACUGCUCCUGUCACCAUCUCUUCUCUUGCUGAAUAUUCUAACCAGGCACGACUCGUAGAGUUCCUCAUCACUUACUCACAGAAGAUCUUCGAUGGGUCCCUCCAGCCUCAAGAUGUUGUUCUAGCCAGUACAGCUGCUGUUUCCCCUCAGCUUGAUCAAGGGGAUCUUCCAAGACCUCUGUUGUCACCAGAUGAAAGAGACUUGGAUCGCUCUAUGAAACCACUGUUUUUCUCUUCAAAGGAUCAGGAUUCUCAUACUACAGAUUAUGAGAGCAAAGCUUUUGAAUUAGCUACGUCAUUUGAAGAAUCAGAACGCAAACAAAAUGCAUUGGGGAAAUGUGAUGCUUCUCUUGUUGGCAACAAAGUACAUUUGCAUUUUGACCAAGAGCUUGAAUCAGCAUCCCAAAAGAUGGAAGAUGUCUGUAAAAGCCCGAAGCUGCUGCUUCUGAAAUCUGAUAGGUCAGCAAACAGCGUGCAGAGACAUAGUCCAAGGACCAAGAUGAGACCUGUAAGUUUGCCUGUAGACCGGCUGCUGCUGCUAGCAAGUUCUCCUACUGAGAGGAGCAGCAGGAAUAUAGGAAAUGGAGAGUCAGACAAGUUUGGCAAGAAUCCUCCCUUUGAAGGACUUCACAGAAAAGACAACUCAAAUACUACUUGUUCUAAAGUUAAUGGCUUUGACCCGCAAAAUCUACAGAAAUCCUGGGAUAAACAGUAUGAACAGAACAGUUUUACUGCCAAGACUACGAUGAUUGUGCCCAGUGCACACCCUGAGAAGGGAUUGACAGUAAACGUUGUCAAUAAUGAGGACCAUUCCGGUAGUGCCGCCCAGUUUAGUAACCCUUAUACAGAUCCAGCCAGGUCGGCAAGAGACACAUCAGAACGGAGGUCCUCUGAUUGCUGUCCUGUCGCUGCUCUCAGAGCACCCAGAACACUGCAGCCUCAGCACUGGACAACGUUUUACAAACCACCUAACCCCACCUUGAGUGUCAGGGGGACUGAGGAGAAAACAGCAGUACCCUCGGCAACUGUGCCCUCAGCAGCUGCAUCUCCUGUCCUGGUGCGCGUUCCCCAGAUUCCUGUGGCAAAACCAGACCCAGACUCUAGGGUCACGUCGGCUUGUUCUGUGCAGUCAAGUGCUCAACCCAAAGAGAACUGUGAGGAGCCUGGCCUGCCUGAGGGGACUCCGGCCUGCCAGAGACCACGACUAAAACGAAUGCAGCAGUUUGAAGACCUUGAAGAUGAAAUCCCACAGUUUGUGUAGGGUUGUCAAAAGUCAAAAUUCAGACUUUCUUUUUUGGGUUUUUUGUUUUUUUUUUUUUUUUUUUUUUUUUUGGUUUGGUUUUUGUUUUGUGAGAGCAAUGUUUGGACAGGGCCCUUUUGUACGGGAUUGCCAAAGCUAUUUGUCUGUGUUGUUUGUUGAUCAUGUAAGAUGGGAGACUGUUCUGACAAGGCUGCAUUUAUGCCUCACUGGAAUGAUCUUUAAAGUUGUAAAGAAAAUGUGUGGAUUUGUGUUUUUUAGAAGUGAUUUUUCCCACAAAAUUAUCCAUUGAAAUUCAUCCUUAAUAUAUGAUAGUUUUUAAAAAGCAGGAGGUUCAGUUGGGGAAAAUCAUUGCGGAGUGAGAUCAAGUGCAUAUUUAUAAAGUAUUUCUGAACACUAGUUCCUGGGCGAUGCUGUGUGCUGUGAUUCCCACACAGUGUCACAGGGCAUCUUUAACCAUUGUGCUUAUAGUUGUAUGUAAGCUUUUAUUUUUUCAAUUGGAAAUUCACCUCUUAAUAUUUACAUAAUGGCCAAGGUGGUUGCCAGUCUGUAUUUAAUUAUAUUUUAAUUGCUAAUUUUUACAUGUGGUUUAGUUGUACCCCAAAAAAUGCACUUAAACCUGAACUGUUUAGUUCUGUUACCUUUUAUUUGGCUGUAGAUGUCUUUAGUACAUUUGGUAGGGCUUUGAGGGUUUUGUUUUGUUUUAUCUCUUAGUUUUGUCUCUGUAAACUUUUGUUUUUCAACAGUUCUGAACUUAUAAAUAUUUUAUAUAGUGGUCCAGAAAAGAUGCUAUUUUCAGAAGUUUUUAAAUUCAGUACAUUUCCUUUUUAUUGCCCGGGUUUUGUUUAAACUGCUCCUUUUAUAAGAAAUGUUUUAACUUACGAAUUAUUUUAUAUACUUUUUCUACCUGACUUUCAACCAUUGGAAAUGUAUAGUUCAUUCAAAUGAGUGAGUUUAGAAAUUUUAGAAAAGUUGUAGGUGAUCACAUCUGUUUCUUUAAAACAAAACAAAAACACCUUGUGCAUUCCUGUUACCAUCUGUGCCAUUGAUUUGUCUAAAAUAGGAUGUAAAAGGGACAAAGUACAGUAGUCUUUGUAUGUAUUAAUUAUAUUAUGCUUUUGUAUGACCUUGUUAUAUUUGAUAAAUAUAUGUACAUAUUCACUUGUUAAAUUA